This is a messenger RNA of Cephus cinctus (wheat stem sawfly), 11920 nucleotides long. RefSeq lists its product as uncharacterized. NCBI's taxonomy places the organism in Eukaryota, Metazoa, Arthropoda, Insecta, Hymenoptera, Cephidae. The record is from RefSeq and is a predicted model, not a curated record. The coding region runs from base 795 to 7616 and encodes 2273 amino acids. Gene Ontology annotation, biological process: positive regulation of transcription by RNA polymerase II. Gene Ontology annotation, cellular component: nucleus; histone methyltransferase complex; transcription regulator complex. The transcript is spliced from 11 exons.
CUGUGUGAUAUAAACAUAAUGAGGAUUAUUUGUGCAGAAAAUACUGGUUAAUUUAGUACUGUGAUUUUUAAUAGUAUGAUUCUUGGUUCAUAUUAAACAAUUUUAAUUGUAUAACUAAUUUAAAAAACCAUGGUAAUUCACAAGGGUUACCUAUGCCGCUAUUAGAGAUGUGCUAUGUGACAAUCAAAAUUUUGAUUUUUUGGAUAGAAAUGGGAAAAGAAAUCUAAUAAAUUUCAGUAAUAUGUAAUUAGAAUCAUCGUAUGCGGGUAAAAAUAGGAUAGACAAAUAUUGGAAUAAACGCAACCAAAGCAUUUAGAGUCGGCUUUCGUAUGUAUAGAGGUUAGGUUGGUUAGAUGUUUAAAUGAGUGGCAAGAUGGCGCCCUGUGAGUACCCAGUGUGCCCCGCGCGAUUGAUUUGCGCAUGUCAGUUGGCUGCAUUGCAAAUGGCGGCUCCUUGUUAUUGUUCAUGGCGUUUUAUGACUUGUCCCUUUAUAUUGCCGAUUAUGUCGAGUUUUUUCGUGAUCCCUGCCGCGCGCCGUGUACAGAAAGUGGAAUAAAGCUCGCGCGGUGUGUUUUAGGUUAAGAUUAGUGCUCUGGUGGUGUGUCCCGGUGCAAUUCGGACGCGAGAAAUCCCGCACGAAGUUGGAAAGAAAUGGGUAAGGAAGAUUGCUAGGAAGGCAGUGCUGGAGUGGUGUGGAGCCGUCGGUUUGGAACCGACGGACGAACAGCUGCGUAGCCAGAGUGUACAGUGAUACCCUGAGACGUCCCCAGGCUCCCUGGGUAGUUAUGUGAUUGAUGAUUGUCAUGGCGGCAGACAGCGAUGGUGAUCUGAUCGAGACGGUGGUCACGUGUGAGGGAGAUCUCGGGGAUCCAGAAUUUCCACAUAAGUUUAAGGUCAUUGUAGAUCGCCUGAAGUCUCUGCUCUGCAAAGAAAAUGGCGAAGGGCUCAGAAUAAGCAAGGUAGAACCAUGGAACUCCGUGAGGGUGACAUUUUCGAUACCGAGGGAGGCUGCACUGCGUCUACGAGAGUUGGCUGCUCAGGGUUCACCAACUCUCACGCAGCUUGGGAUUCUUUCAGUCCAGGUUGAAGGGGAUCAGGUGAUAUCGCUGAGGAUAGCUAGUAGGUUCGGUGGAGAAGCACAAGAAAUCGUGUUGCGCUCCGGUCCUGCUCAAGAUGCUGGAAGUAAAUCACAGAGCGAUACGAGCAACAGUGCAUCGAAUGUCGACUCCGAUACAACGGCUGCUGUACCAGGUCCAAGCAAUUCUUCAAGCAUUACUUCAACAUUGCGUAGUGUCGCUCAAAUUAUAACAGCUGGUUCGUCGUCGGAGAAGGCACCACAAUUUCGCUCACCGAAUGUCGUAGCUCCAACAGACUGUGAUCCAAUCCCACCAUUUCUCGCGAAAACAGUUCAACCGACGGCUGGUGGUAGCGGUGGCGGCAUGACCGGGAGUCAACAGACGACAAAUCCCAGCGCUUCGCCCAGAAACAAUUUCAACGGUCCAUUCCCCUUUGCCAGCAUGACCCAUGCUGCGCAAGCUAUACAUAACCGCGAGUCCCAAGCUAGUACCAUUAAGAAUACAGUGCAAUUUAAACAUCAUACACAGCCGCCACCGCCUUAUCCCGCUCAAGACAGUUUGUCGACAGUCACUGCGUUAACGACUGGCCAUACCACCACGCAGCCCGUUUCCGUGACUGGACCUGUGACGAGUCAGUACAAGUCUCCACCUGCCAUGGCUCCUAGUCUGUCGCCAACCAAUGGUAGCAAUCUAACGACCAGUUCCAACGGCAGUGGCAAUCAGGUAGCGCUUUCGAGCCCGCUGCUCGUGAAUCUUCUGCAAAACGAUGGAGGCUCGCAUCCAAAUAACGUUUUGCCUCCUCAGAAGAUGCUACCACCGGCUGUCGUGGAUAAUUCUGGUAUAGCUAAUCGCAUGAGGCCCACCAAGAAACCUACUGUCAGAAGGAAAGAGAUGCCAUCGAACAACGACUCGCCGCCGAGUUUGGAUUCGUUGAGAACGGAGGAUCUGAUCGGUGCAUCCUCAGUCAUUCCCGAUUUGGCACAAAGUCCCGGUCCAUCGGCAUUCGUGACUGUUAAUGUGAAUCAGCCAUCGACGGUGCCUCAAGGUCAUACAUCUAACGUGAUCGGUGCUGCCACACACAAUAUGACAGCCUCGCAAUCAGUACAUCAUGGAUCGGUUGCUAGCCAGAUGCAACAACAAACUCCAACGUUGCAUACGCAAGUACAAAUGCAGCAGAAGUUUCCCAUUAGGCAGGAGUUGGCUUACAGACCUUCUCAGGUGCAAAUGCAAAAUCAAUUGACUGCGAGACAUCCGGUUAAUGGUCAGCAAAUUAGGACGCCCUUGCAGCAGCGACAGCAGCUACUACUGCAACAACAACUUCUGGCUCAGCAACAACUUGGACAGCAGGGUAUUAACAGUUCUCAGUUGAUACAACAAGGAACGACUACUCAGCAGCAGAUACUUCAACAGCAGAACACUCCUAUGUCAUUGCAAUCUAUUCCUGUUGGGAGUCAACAAAUAUUGCAACAACAGCAGCAGCAGCAAAUGAUGCAACACCCUGCUGCUGCGGGGCUGAAUGUUGCUCAGCAACGGUUAGGUUAUUUGGGCAAUCAGAGACAGCAAACGCCACCACCUUAUCCUAGGCAAGGGGGUUCGCAACAACCACAACAGUCGCAUUUGGCUCAACAGAAUCAAGCACUGAACGUACAACAACAAUUGCACCACAAUCAACUAAAAAACAUGAAUGUCAAUACGGGAGCGACAAGCGAUUUUCGCUAUGGUCAGAGUCAAAAUAUUCUCAGCAGAAAUUAUCAGGGUGCCCAGGGCAAUGCAAGCGAGACGACGUGGAACGCUCAGAAUAGUUCAAUUCCACAAGGUGCUCAAGUGAACACAACUCAACGUCUGCCUGUUCCAAGCCAGGCUCCGAGUGCCUUUCCACAGUGCGGACCUCGUUUAAAUCACCUAACAGCUGCGAAAGUGGUUCCGACAAGUGGCACGGCCGAGGUUCCCGUGCCGCCACAGCCUGAGGAAGAUCCUCCCGAACCAGAGUAUACGUCCACAGGAAAGAUAAGACAAUUUCUAAUAAAUCCGCUAACUGGACAUCUUGAACCCAUGCCUAGUGAGAGUUCCGAUUCCGAGCAAGAGAGUGCUGUCGAUAAUCAGGACGAUUUCUUUCCAUUUCCUUCGCCAUCCAAUGACCGGUCAAAUUCCAUAUUCUCCGACGACGAUGCAGACAGUAAUUUUUCCCGAAGAAACGACACCACGACAAAUACCGAUCAGUCAGACUCCGAAACAACUGUCAAGUCAACAGCCAGCGAAGGGAGUCUGAAACACAAUAGGAUCAAAUCCAGCAGGGACAGCGCCCACAGUCCUAUGCCCGGCGAGAAAAUCAAGCUCAGAUUAAAACUAGAAAAAUCGGAGCCAGUAACGCCUGCUUACAAAGUGGAUGUUUCCUUUGUUAAUACGCCGCCUGUCAGGAAGGCCGACAAAUCGGUGAAUAAGAUGUUCUCGGGGAGCAUGCCAAACUCUGGUAGCGGCGGGGAUGAGCCACGUGUGCCUCCGUUACACAUUUCGCUGAGGGGUCGCAAUGCUUCUGUUGUGCAAAUCAGAAAGAAGAAGGAGAAGUCGCUAAAAGAGGGCGAGUCUGAAUCAGCCACCAUCAAGAGACGCGGUAAGCUGAAGAAAAUGAAGGAGUGCACGGACGGGAACAAGUUGCUGCAAAAGAAAUCAUCGUUAAGCAUGAUAAUAGGUACAUCGUCAGCGUCCAAAUUGCCUUUGUCCAACUCCACCAUCGUGAAUAGCGCGAAUGCUGUUGUCAAAAUGAACAGUACGCUUCAAACAGUUGUGACCAAACCCAAUGCCUUAAAACAAGAUGUACCAAUAGACGUUGCAAGGCUGCAAACUGGGAUGACUAAACCGGGUUCCAGUAAAAGCAGCGAUGUCGAUGAUAUACCGUUAAACAGUAGGAUACCAUCACCCUUAAAGCACAAAUCUACUAUUUUAAAUCAGACUUCAAAUACCCAGCAAGCUUUAACCAAGAGUCAAUUGGAGACUGAAGUUCAAAACCAUACGAAUGAACAUAAAAUUGGUGGAGGUAAGACGAAAAGAAGAGAUUCUAAGAAGAAAUCAGAGUCCGGAGACGGUUUGCAUCGGGAGCAAAAUCUAUUGUCUGGCGGUAGAAUUCUGGAUAAUCAAGUUAAGUGGAGAAAACUUGGUUACAAGGGCGAAGCUGGUCAACCCGGCAAAAAAUCGGAUUCGAUUAUAUCCGGAAGCGAUUCGAGCACAGUCAAGAAGGUCGGAGAGAUCAGGAGAACGAGCGACAGCGACAUCAGCAGGGCUACAGCUGAAAAGGCCAACACCCUGGGAAACGUUACGUCGCGGUUGACGGAAGUUAAUGGCAUCAGGAAAGACCUCGUCAGCCAAGAGAAGAGGAGAAGGUUGAGUUUAAUGGACGAAAAGGAUCUACAUUUUACAGAAUCUCAAAGCGUGGAGGCAACGCAUCUUCACAGUCAGAAGGCCGUUCCCGACAAUACCACACCGAAUGCAGUCCCAAACUCAAAAGUGAAUUCGAAUUCGUCUUUCGAUAACGACAGUCCCGCCAUAAAGAGCAUUAAUCCACCGACGCAGAGCACUCCACAUCCACCCAGCAAUCUUGAGAGCAAACCGCCACCUUCGCACUGCGAAUUUACAGCCACGAAGAAUCCCCAGCAGCCUGUAAAUAGAAUUUUACCAGCGAAAACUAAAUCAGAUAUGGAGAGGCCUAUUGUCAAGGCAAACUCCAAUGCCACCAUGAAGACGCAGAGCGUCAAUCAGAAAUUGAAAAAUCAUACAAUCGCAAAAAGCGACACGAACGCUACCAUCAACAGGCAUAAGGUCGAGCAUCAGGUUCAUAAGAAGGUUGUUCAAAAUCACGUAAUCAAGCAGGUCGAGCGCAUCAGCCUGACCAAUAAAACAGAAAAUGCGCAAAGAGUAAGUUUACUCAAAACUGCUCAAAAUCUGACGAUCGGCAGCAAUACUGGGGAGCAGCAAGGGAUAGGGACGCAAAACGUUGAUCUUCCUUCAAACAAACCGACCUUACCGAUUGGUGAGAUCAAUGUAACUGAGGCGAAAGUGAAGCAAAAGUUGCUGGAAAAUACAAGUGUACCCAUAGGGAUUGGCGUGGUGGACGCGAGUACGGAGAGAGUCGGUAAUGGAGGUGGUGGCGAGGAUUCUGGAAUAGAAUCGAUGGAUGCCCUCUCGGAGAAGUCGCCAAAUCAAGGUGAAUCACCCUUGCAUAGGCCGGCGACAGAGUCUGUAACGCAAAGCAACAACUCAAACAAGAAUGCGAUCCAGGUGGAGCCUCCUCUUCAAACCACCGAUAAGAACGUGCCUUCCUCGACUAGCAGUAGUGAUAUGUGUUCAAAUUCGCAUUCGGAACUUCUGAAGUCCGGUGAUCCGAAGAGGUUAAGUCCCGUGUCUGCCGCGAGCUAUCUUGAGAAUCGGCUAAAUCACGAGAUGACGCUGGCAAAGUCUACUAGUGAGCAUGCCGUGAAAGGUGUGUCUAGUGAAAAAUCAGUGACGAUGACAACGGCAACCUCGAUAAGCGGCGAGCACGGUAACUCGAUUUCCGGUAUCGAGAUGAACGAUAACGUUAAAAGUAUCGCGAGUCCGUUGGUUACGGCUUCAACGACGAUCGUUACAAGCUCUUUGCCGAGCAAUACGGGUAGCGAUAAUAAUAAACUGUUGCAAUGCGCGAACUCGCAGGUCAAAGACUUUUCUGCAAAGGACAGUUAUGCCGUCAAGACGGUAAAAUUAGAGAGUAUCGUUAACCAAAACGAUCAGGGUAAGACGGACGGAAAUCACGAGCUGUCAAAAGUUAUGGAAAAUACAUCCGAGAACGAUGCCAAAUCAAUGUCGGAGAGUGAUGUCGUUGCGAUUAAAUUGAACGACGGUACUCAUAGUCAGAAUAACAAUGGUGUGUCUGUAAUUCCGAAUCACGUCGCGUAUGCUAAAGUCAAAAUUGAAAAAAGCGAAAGUGCCCUAUUGACAGAAUCCAGUGUAAAAAGCGAACAUCCGUGCUCAAACCUUCAAACUUUUAAUUCCGAAGUUAAAGUUGAACCCAAAUCCGAAGUGAAAGUGGACGACACGAGGCAAACCGAUCGAUUAGACGUUACAAAAACCUCAAACGCGUCCCCAAGUGUAACCGCCUCCGUUAAAUUAGAAUUGUGUUCGGAUCGAAGCCAAAAAGCCAACGUACAAACCCAUCAACAAGUGUCCAUCAGAGAGCCGUCGGUUAACCUUCAAAAGGUAGCAGACGAGCUGGUGAAGAAAAUGGUGAGCGAGGCAAGUGAAGCAAAUAUCAGUAUCCAGUCUCCAUUGGGUGAAGAUCCUCAACCAAUAAGAAUAACACCGCCUCUCUAUACAUAUUCAAACCCCGUGGUGUUACAACGUGAGGAGACCCCCAGCCCGGCUGCGCAAAAUGCAGAUGUCGAAUCGUGCGAGGCAGAUCAUGCUAAGAGAAAACGCAGAAGAAAACAAGACCUGGAGGGUCGUCAGGACGUGAUAUGUAUAGAGGACACCGACGAGAGUCAUUUCGUCGAACGACUAAAUCCAAAUAGCACUGAAGAUUACGUGAAACGUCCACCAAAGUCGCUCCUCGAGCAGCUCUUGAUAGAGAUCCCAAACGACAGUAGCGAAAAGAGGUCUUUGAGGACGCGGUCACAGAAACUGAACAGCCCGGACAUCGUUAGAACCCCGAAGAGCAGUCCUCACGGCCCGAACAAGUUGGAGGAGCGACGCAGCAUAUCGCCGUACGCGAAAGCCAGUCCAAAGUUAGGCGUUUCCAAGUUGUCGCCUAACACAACGACGGUCAAAGCAGGAAAGCGAAAAAGGCAGGAAAGCGAGAGUUCGGUAGCGUCGAGUACGGCUGACGAUCCCCAACCAAGGCCAGGUAAACGGAAAUGCUCGGAGAACGCUGCAGAACUUAUUAAGGCUUGCAUGGGCGUAGAGGAGAGCGGUCCUAAUAAGAAACAAGUACCCGUCAAGGAGGAACAGUCAAAGAAGGGGUUCAACAUAUUGGCCAAGGCCAAGAAAGGUCCUAUCUUGGUAGAAGUAGAUUCAUCGGACGACGAGCCGCUCAUCGAGAUUGCUGGGAAGGGAAGAGCGCGAGUGUCUGACGAGACAUCCGCAGCAUCCCCAAAGUCUAAAGAUCAAAAAACGAAUACGGGCAGUGCAGUAGCUGUUGGACAAACCAAUUCCAGUAACAUAACGAAUUCGAAUGCCAGUAACAGAGCGCAAAGGGAGAGCCGAUUACUGACUACCAAACAACCCGCUACCGCAACCACCGGUACUGUAGCAAAGGAACGGCUACGUGGCACAUCUGUAUCUAGUAACGAAUCCGUCGGCGAAGUAACCACCAGAAGAUCCGUUCGACAAAGCACAGCUUCACCGUUAGCAACACCAGCAAGUAACACCAGGGGUGCUUCCAGAUCCGUGGACGAUGUAAAUAGAAGAAAAACUCGUAGCGGAGCUGACACCUCGUACAGCGAGAACGUUGUUUUAGUGACGGCCGAGACGGCGGAGCAAGCAAAACGGAGGCGAAUAUCCCGAGAAACCAAAUGACCUUCGGGAAGCGACCUUGACAGCGAUUAGCUAGCGUCGCUCGUCAAGGCCUGUCCGUCUGGUUGUCUGUCUAUUAUCAGUGUUUAUUCGAUCGCCGCGUGGCUGGACCCCACCUGGUGAAUUUGUAUGUGUCAACAGCGCACAACAUUGCUAUACAAGUACCAUAGAGUAUCGAGGCUAAGAAAGUCCUGGACGGUGGAAAUCUGUUGAAUUUUUAUAAUAAUCGUACGAGGCGAGCGUAGACGUUCAUUAUCAUUAUUAUCCUCUUCAUUUCGUAUACAUUUAUUAAUCCAUAUGUCACAGCUCAUACCUUAAUAAAACUGUCGCGACUAUAUAUUUCUUCGAAUCGUUAAGGACCAUUGUAAUCCGUUAUAUUUACGUCAAUGAUGACCUCUGUCCUUUUCGUGAGAACCUCUCUCACGCGGGAUGCUGAAUUUAAUGAUUCUGCCAUUCCUCCUUCCGCCGUCAAACAUUCUUACGUCAGUGGUACUCUCGAACAGUGACGUUUGGUUACUUGGAGAUUAAUAAAAAAAAAAAGGAUUUUGGCCAUCCAAUAAUCCGUUUUGAGUAACUAAACCGGAUUCAAAACUGCCGAGUCAAUCUAAAACUUUCUUUUACCAUUAUUUCGCUGUUGUGUGUCGUCCCUUUAAUCACCAUUUUUCAAUUAACGUUACGACGACAUUUGCUACGGUUACUCCUUCCCUCAAUCCUACAAUUUUUCCUGACUUUUUAAGCGGUUCAAGCGGAAUAACGCCACAAAUUAUUAAAUGACCCCUCGGUCUUAUUUACAAUGUGCGAUGCAAUAACGCGUAGAACAUUUAUGCACCUUUUCAGAGAUAAUACUUUUAUCGGUAGUAAUAGUAAAAUUUGACAAAAUCAAUUUAACGAUCUUGUGCUUUCUUUUUUAUCUAUGAGAUAUUAAUCAGAUUAUUGAAGCGAUCGUACCUCUCCGAACCUCCGAAAGAUUAUUCUGAUAAACGUUAUCGCGUAAAAUUUGAAUAUUGUCUUUGAGCAUCUUGCUUAACGACUGAUUGCUCCAGCAAAUUGGCAUGGAAUUCUUAUUAAAGUUCUUGUUCUCUAAUCUCCUUCCUUUUUGAUCCCCUACCCCCUCUCCCUUCCUCACCACACUUCGUACUCGUAGCAGUUGGUAAAAGGAAGCCCAGAGUCGACACGUCACGUAUGAAUCGGACUGUACUGCCGUAAUAUAUUGUAUAUUGACUUGUACGUUUCUCGCGAUUAAAUGAUUUUAUUAGCUGGUGGGGCUUUAGGUGGCUACUACGGACGACCUACCUGACAGACUAUGUUUCUGAUAUGUCUUGCUCUACUGUACUCUCAUUUAUUUAUUUCAUUUCAUUUAUCUUUUUACGGGUUUACUUUCUUUGUAUACAUAUCCGUCUAGGCUGUGCGUCAGUCAUACGAUUCUGAACGUGCCGGUCGCUACUUCCGAAUAGCCUUUACGUAUGUCGGUUGAGAAAAUCAAGUUUCAGGAGCGACACAAUUAAUCUAACGCUACGUUUAUAUAGUUACUUAUUGUGUGAAAGGAUAAAAGCAUUUGUUUAAUUAUUUUCAGUACGUUUGUACUUUUGUAUCGUUAUAUGUAUCCUGAAAUUGACUAGCUCGAUUGCGAUUCAACUCUUGAUUUCUCUUUUUUUUUUUCUUCUCAUUGUUCUUUAUCUUAGUUUCGUUUAACGACCUUAUCCGAUAGCUGGACGAAGAUAAUCAUGCUUUCAGUGAUUUAUUUUCUUGGACAAUGGAACGUAGUCGCAUUUGAUCGUUGUUACAAUUUUUUUUUUAUUAAUUCUUAUUUCCUCACGAUCGACGAACACAGUCUGCCGAAGGAAAGGUCGUCUCCGAGUUACGAUAUAGCGAAGGGCUGGGGUAUAGGGACAUUAAAAAAAAGAAUUUAUAUUAUUUAUAAAAAAGAAAGGAUAAACGGAUCGUUUGGAUAAAUCAUGCAUAAAUAUACGAAGCGGAUAAGAAUAAUUAUUAUUAAAAAAAAAAAACAAUGAAUACAAUGUUAAUUUGAUAGGUAAUAUAUGAAUGAAUAUAUUUUGUAAAUAAUUUCUUGUAAAGACACACACGUACAUAUACACAUGCGCGCGCGCGCAUACACACACGUACACACACGGCACGCACUCACGCACGCACGCACCUCUUAUAUGUACAUAUAGGAACUGUUUAAAUUUUUAUUAAAUUAGUGGUAAUUGAACUCGUGCAACUUCACUGUCAUUAUUAUUAAUUAUUAUUCUUCGCGAUCGUGUAAUUAAAACGUUUUAAUAUCUUUCUCUCAGCAUUGUUCAACGCAAAAUAAACAUUUAUAUAUAUAUAUCUAUAUAUAUAUAUAUACAAAUGUAUAUGUAUAUACAUGAAAAUUCAAUGAAACAUUGUUUUUGUGAACAGAUAAAUCUAGUUUUAUAUUGUAUAAAUAUAAAUUAUACCGUUGAAAGUUUCGAGGUUUAAGCAGCCCAUUCGUAGCCAUCUAUCUUGUUCGGUACACUUACUUUGUUGUUUUCUUUCUUUUGGAUUUAGCUUUUAUUUAACGUGGCAUUCGAUGAUUAUUCUAAUUAUUUAGAUUCUGACGAGCAGUCGGACUGCUUUCCGAAAUAUUUACUGUCUUCGAUCUGUUAUUGUGCGCCGUAAGAUAAAAGAAAGACUUUUUUUCUCUUUUUCAAAAAAUAAAUCUUGUUUAUGUUACGCGAAAGAAAGUGCGUGCACGAUAACACGGUAUUGUUUGUUGAGGCGAUAUUUUUUGUUAACAUAAAAUCCACCGAAAGAAGUUCGAUGGCUGCUGGGCAAAUGUACACAUUAAAAUAAUCCUUUGUCGUGAGAAUGUUAAGCAUUGAAUUUUGGUUAGAUUCGAAAUUGGGGGAAACUUUCAGCAGAUCUGAGAUUGUCGAGACGAGGUCGUUCUCUUGGGUCAAGGUUCAGUCAAAUUUUCCCUGUUUCUAAUCCCAAUAUAAAUUAUUUAGUUAGAACGUUGCCUGUUUUUUAAUGAAAAUUAUUUCAACAAUUCACCAAUCGUCUAUUGUACAUAGUAGCGCACUUAUUUUACGCGGACGGGGAAACUGAAGAAUAAAAACUGUAUAUAUACCUUACGGUGAAACAAAUACAAGAAUUACAUUUAAUAUGAUCCAUACAAGCCUGCAUUGUGAUGGGAUGAAGUGUAAUGUAAAAUGUAGUAAUAUAGUUAUGUAUGAAUUUAAGGUUUAUUGCAAACGAGGAACAUUGUAAUUUCGAUGUAAAAUAUUCCCUUUGACAUUAGGUAGGUAGGCUAGGUAUUAUUAUGUUACAAUUUUAUUAUUGAAUAUUACAUUUACGUAACUGUAUAGUUGAUAACGAAAGCAAGCUUCAUGUGUAAAUACGAGAAUACUUUAUGUCUAAGUGGAUUUUAAGGAUGCUCAUACUAUUAAGGGGUUUCUAAAGUGUUUGUCUGUGGCAUCUGUAUAUGCAUACAAUAUAUACUAUAUACUAUAUGAGACUAUACGCAAUAAAUAUAUUAAAAAAAAAAAAAAGCUGAUAUCAAAAUGAAACUCGCCGAAGAAUACAGAUUCUUUAUGAAAUAAUGUCUCAUUCUAUGCAUUUGUCUGUCUGUAUGCGCAAAAUGACUAGAUCGGCAUAGUCGUGUCCGUCGGUGUUUGAAAUUCGACAGACUGGUUGGUUUUUAUAAUACAUAGGCUUUAACUCUUACUGUUAGACUGACUCUGCUCGAUCUAUUAAAAUUUGUGCAGUCGCAGUUACUUUUCUUUACACCUCGGACCCAAGAAUCGUGGCGGAAACCCUUUGUGUGUUGUCUCUGCGGAACGCAGAAUUUCGUAAGAAAUAUGUCAUUUCUUUGGCCGGCUCUUACUGUCACCGUACUGAAUUGUUUGCUAACGUUCACGUGCCACUUUCGAGGCGCAAGAUUAAUCUUUGGGAGCCCCUUAAUUGUCAAGGCAAAGAUAUAAAUAUUAUAUGAUGCGUACGGGAUUGCGUAUGAAAAUCAUCAGGCUAAAUUUAGUACUCUCUGAUGACUUUGAUGCGCGUCGUAACGCAAAACAUUUGUAUUUUUAGUAUUUGGUUAAACGAUAUAAAUAGGAGUAAAGGUAAAUGAUUGAUAAUAACCGAAGUGGAUAUAUAAAACAAAAAAUAAAAUAUUAGAUACCAUAUUAUAUUUGUAGAAACGAAUGAGCACGCGAAAAAAAAGAAAUCGCGCUAUAAUUAUGAAGAAAAUAUUACAAUUAUAUUAUUAUCUAUUAUUACACAAAGUGAAUACACAAUAUAGUAAUUUGCUAAUUGUACCUUUUAAUAAUUACUGUAGACACAUU